AUGAGCGAACAUAGUAAUAAUAAUAAUAGUUCGGAAGAUGAUAAUGAUGAUGAUGAUACUAGAUUACAAUAUGAAGACGAUGACGUUGAUGACGUUUAUGACGAUGAUGACGAUGAUGAUGGUGACCUUGACCAAACCAUCGAUGAAGAUGACCAAGAAGUUCAACAAUACUAUAAUACAUCAAUAGGUGAUAUUGGUCGUAAUCUAUUGAAUGGCUUCAACUUUAACUUGUUGAGCAAUUACUUCAAUAUCACAAACAACAACAAUAACAACAAUAAUAAUAACAAUGACGAUGAUCAUAUGGAAGAGAUAGAACCAACACCAUUAUUAGAACAAGUCAGUCUUGAUGAUGAGAUGAUUGAUUAUGUAUCAGAGUCUGAUGAGAUCAAGACACGAAUACAGUCAUUGGCAACAUUCGACCCAUUCACUCACUUGCACUCCACCGAUACUAUGAGCGCGCAAUGUUGGAUAGAGUUGGAGAACUAUAUCAAGGUCAUUGCAUUCACUGGUAGUGCGCAUCCCUUUACUUCAAUGUUGUCACCACUCAAGGAGUACAUGACCGGUGGUGCUGGAUCAUUCAGCGCAAUGAAGGCCAGCCAGAGGGAUAGCACGUGCGGCUACGUGUUCAAGGACAAUGAUUGGGCAUUCCAGUGCAAGAGAUGUCAGAAGGAUGAGACUAGUAUACUGUGCAGCAAGUGCUUUGACGAGGGCAAGCAUGUGGGCCACGAGAUCAAGCGCAUUAGAGUCAGCUCAAAUGGUUGCUGUGACUGUGGUGACGAGGACUCAUGGGCAAAGGAUGGCUUUUGUGAUGCUCACACUGAGCGCACCGAGCCCGACGACGUCAUACUUCGACCACUCGCAUCACUUGGUCCCGAUCAUGUUGCCCGAUGUGAGCGAUUGUUGGGCAUCCUCCUCGACAUGAUCCUUCAGCCCCUAGCCAACAUCAAGCUCACUCCAGAGGACUCUGACGUGCUCAGCAAUCGAUCACUUUACUUCUUCCACCCUGGACAUCCAUUUGAGUUUCUACUAGAUGAUGACCAAUAUGGAAUACUUAUGUUUAAUGACGAUGUAACAUCAUUUGGCGAGGUGAUGUCUGUGCUGUUGGAGACAUUGACUCCUCGUUCACAAGCAAUGUGUAGAGACUAUGCACAUUACGCUCAUAACAAUGGUCGUUGCAUCAUCUAUGUCGGAUCACAUCAACAAUGUCAGGUGGUGGUGUCAAUGAUCAGAAAGCAGACCAACCUGAAGCUGACCAUCACCAAGCGAUUCAAGGUACUACCAUUCGCCAGUCUAAUCAGUAUACUCAAUCUAUUUGAGUACCUUACACAACUGGUAUCAUUCAAGCGUAUCUUUUGCAACCUCAUGAUGCGCCUCAACAGGCACUACCUUCACACUGAGCCCAACAUCCUAGAUCCAAAGGGAUGUAGAUUGGCACAACUCGUAUCAAAUAUCCAAAAACUACAUCACUCUAGACAGGUACAACUGAUCAAUUGGGUAACUUCAUUGACAUUCGAUCGAUCAUGCAAGUUUGACUUUGCAGCUGUCUUUGUGUCCAACUAUCCGGCCAUGUUUGACAGUCUACUCAAUGGUGCAUAUGACGGCAGCAACUCAAUCAUAUCACUGAGUAUUCAGAUAUUCACACGUCCUCAGAUUGCAAUGUACGUGAUGGAGCACUACAAAGCAUUGGACAUAUUCCUCGACUACAUCAAGAGCGCCACUCCAAAGUACCUCAUCGUGGACAACGAACCACUUACAUAUCAGAGCGAAUUGGGCAGUAUGAGCAAACUGGAACAGUUCUACGUGGCGAUCAAAGACCUCACCAUGAUACUCUCACAUCAGCCUAUAUUCCGCGAUCUAAUGUGCACCAACCCAUCCAAGAUCGUGCCACUCCUACAGUUUGCUGCAUUACUCCACUUUAGUUGUCCCAACAUUCGUAGCGAGCUUGUAUUCUCAGAGUUAAGGACAUCAUAUUUCUCACAUGGACACUUGUUGAUGAUGAAUCAUUGCAAUGUAACAUUCAAGAUCUUAAAGACAUUGGUUCCAGAGCCUCCAAAUGUCGCCACAGCCGGAGAUGAACUGGCCAUUUCAAACACCAUUGCAGUGCUUUGCAAAGCAUCAACACUCAUCAAGCAACAGAUGGUUGGCGUAUCCUUUAACCUACCCAUUCACCGUUGUCUCUCUCUUAUACUCUCACUGGUCAUUCUACAUUUCGAUCAGUUCUCCUUCCAAGACAUGGCAGCAUCAUUCCUACAAAAUCAGGACUUGGUUGAACAUUCAUUAUAUGGACCAGCCAAUAUUGACAACCUUAUUGCAGAGAGCAAGUCACGACUUUGGCUCAAGAAUGGAGACCCUAUUGAGUUGCAGGUACAUAGCUAUCAAUCACAUCCAUACCUCAAGUAUAUAUACAUCUAUGAUCUAUACUUGAAGCAGAUGUCCUGUGCAUCUUUGAAGGCGGACCACUUCAUCACAACAUAUUUCAGUCACUUCAAGAGACUGGACACAUUGUUCCAGAGCAACACAGCACUGAACAACUACCAAACAGGUGUACUGGUGUACUUUUAUCAAUUCCUCAUGGUGUUGAUCACAGAGCGAUCAUUGAUUGGCAAGCAAACAACACGAGACGUCAUCAAGUACGACAUCAUUCAUCAUUUGAUCGUCAAGAACAGGACGUACACCAAGCUCAACACAUUGCUCAACACUGAGUUGCGCUUUGUCAACUUUGACGCCAACGAUGUCGACUCUGUGCUCAAGGAGGUGGCCAUAUAUGUCCAGCCCAACACCCUCUCUAGUCAUGGCCGCUACUCACUCAAGCCCGAGUACUACACGUACUACAACAAGUACUACUAUGGCUACACGUAUAGAUACCGCGAGAGGGCAGAGGAGGUCGUCUCGACGCUUCCACAACAGCAUCGUAACAACAAUGUGCGAAGAGUUGCCGUCAACACUUUGGCUCCAUUGCGUCAGGACUUUGAUGCGAUCGGCCAGUUGCUACUGUCGCCCCAACUCUACAAGAGGAUAUACUUCUCGCUACUCCACUGCACCGUGCAACUGGUCGACCCCGUGCCCCUGGACGAGUAUGACACACAACAGCGUGUGAUCUUCCGAUCGGACACUGUGGACAAUAUCCUACACUUGAUGAUGUUGGCUCUGGACACUCAUCCAACCGAGCACGACACUAUCAAGAAGAUGUGCAUAUCAAGACAACAUGAUCGCGUUGACAGCGCAUCACAAUAUCAAACGAUUGUGGAUCUGCUGGACUUGGUACUCACGACAUCAUCGAUGAAGUUCUUCCACCCGACUGUGGCAUUGUUGUUGCAGAGUCUAAAGGAGCCAACCUUGGAGAAUGGUCAUGAGUGUGAUGCGUUCGAGAUGGAGACAAUGCAGGACAAGGAGGACAGGAAGCGAAGGAUGCUGGAGGCCAAGCGUAAGGCAAUGGAAUCGAUUGCAAAGGAACAGCUGAGGUUCUCAAACCUGUUGGAGGAUGAGCACAUGGACAGCGAUGAAGACAUGACCCUGGAUGGCUCGCAUUCUGCUCAUGAGGUGCACGAUGUCAAAGGAGAGUGUAUUAUAUGUCGCGAUGAGAACUACCUCAAUGACCUCAACAAUCCCAUUGGAUACUUCUGUUUGAUACAGAACAUUGGCAUCGCGCAUGUGCUCAAUGACAGAUCUUCGAUUGACCCUUCCAACGGUGUGGUCGAUCAACAAGAUUUUGCCUCUUCGAUCAAGCUGGACGUGUCAAAGAGCGAGACCAUCGCACAGAUAUGUGGACACACCGUACACUAUCAGUGUUACAUCAAGAUGGAGAGGUUCAAUCACAACACGCACCGACUAUGUCCAUUGUGCCACUUCUUUUCCAACACGUUGUUGCCACCUGCACCUGUUGGACUGACAGUACUACAGCACCUACACACCAGCAAUCAUCAUCAGCACGACGACCAACCAUCAGGUCACACUGCAAUGUACUUGGCAGAUGGCUUUGCUGGAUCCAAACUCCUCGAGUGCUUCGAAGCAUUUGGCAAGGUAGUACAAAGUAAACUACCAUCACCAGACACCAAGAUAUCGAUGUUGCUCGCUUCAACAAUCAACAAUCUGGAAUUCAUAUCAAGGAAUAACCAAUGGAACCUUCAACAAACAGUUGAUGAGAAGACUGGACAGAUGCUAAGACAUCUCUCCAAUGUAUUAUAUGUAUAUCAUAAGGUGUUGAAUCUGCGCAGUGGCAAUUGGAGUGAGAAGGAACCUGCAGGAUCAUUAUGUUUGGAGAGGAUGGUUCAUCAGGUCUACGUGGACUUGAGUGUUACUGGUCGUCCUCAACUGACACUUCAGAACUACUUGGAGUUGACUGCACAGCAAUUUGAACAGGCGCUCACCUCGCCCACAUCCGAGGUGCCUAGAGGCAAUGACAGACUAUUCUAUCAACUCUGCGUUGAUCUUAGGAAGCUUGUCCUACUCGAUAGUGUCCUCAUGGGCAGCACCUCCACUCCCCUGCCAUCAAUGGAGCUCUCACCAAAGUACCUCGUUCAAUUGAUUGCGUACAUCAAUGGCAAUGUACAUCGCACCAGACAUCAGAUAUUCUUGGAGCAGCCUCUUCAAGAGCACUUGAUCUCAAAGGAUGUUGUCGAGAGGCAACCACCUCAGUUCAAGCUGGUGACACUGCCAAACACAUUCUUCCAUCUGUCCAAACGUACAUUCGUUUGCUCCACCUGUAAUCUAACCAAGAACAACUCUGAUCAGGCCUUAUGCCUACUCUGUGGCCGAGCCAUCUGUAUUGGAUCCUGUUGCAAACGGAAUGGUGCCAACGAGAUCAACUGGCAUUCAAAAACAUGUUGUGGUGACAUUGGUCUCUAUCUACUGAUGGAGUUAUCGAUCGUAGCCAUCGUAUUUGAUCAUGCUUGCUUUGGAUUCCUCGGCUCACCAUUCCUUGAUUCACAUGGUGAGGAUGAUCCAGGUCUCAAGCGUGGAAUACCUCUCUUCCUUUCCAAAGAUCGAUACAAUCUGUUGAGCGAGAUGAUCUUGAAGAACAAUGCAGUCAAGUAUAUCAAGGCAUCUCCACAUUACAUCGAGUUCAUUGGUACCAAUGCUGCUGCUGAACAACUUUGA
Messenger RNA from Acytostelium subglobosum LB1, 5097 nucleotides. RefSeq lists its product as hypothetical. Gene Ontology annotation, cellular component: ubiquitin ligase complex; cytoplasm. The transcript is spliced from 7 exons. Gene Ontology annotation, molecular function: zinc ion binding; ubiquitin protein ligase activity. Gene Ontology annotation, biological process: ubiquitin-dependent protein catabolic process via the N-end rule pathway; protein ubiquitination. The record is from RefSeq and is a predicted model, not a curated record. Lineage: Eukaryota; Evosea; Eumycetozoa; Acytosteliales; Acytosteliaceae. The coding region runs from base 1 to 5097 and encodes 1698 amino acids.